Messenger RNA from Echinops telfairi (small Madagascar hedgehog), 4929 nucleotides. It is a transcript of the gene PWWP2A, whose product is annotated as PWWP domain containing 2A. Gene Ontology annotation, molecular function: chromatin binding; histone binding. Gene Ontology annotation, cellular component: nucleus. The record is from RefSeq and is a predicted model, not a curated record. The transcript is spliced from 3 exons. Lineage: Eukaryota; Metazoa; Chordata; Mammalia; Afrosoricida; Tenrecidae. Bases 115 to 1524 code for a protein of 469 amino acids.
CCAUUCUGUUUUCUGCAACAGCGCACACUCUGAUGGUAUCUUACCUGCUUGGAAAUGGCUUAUUAGUACGUUUUCUUUUUUAACUCUGUUUUAACUCCUUGUCCUCCCAUCAAGAUGAAAGUAUUCUUCGUUCCCAUUUGGGGGAAAAAAAGCCAUUUGAAAUUUUUAACUAAGUUACGGUGUAUGAGGGUAAGAUGGGAGGCUUUACAGCUUUUAUUUUAUUUUAUUUUUUUAAGAAUUUUUGCCCAGGACUUUUUACACUUUAGGUUUUCAAUUAGAAAGCAGAAUAAGAUCAAUGUGCUUUGUACUGAUGCCUUUGAUAGUGAGAGACACUCAGUAGUGUGUUUGCUAUUGAAUCAAACAGAAGAGAAGGCCAGUGAUUGUGGGAGAAUCUGGAUUUCAAAUCUGCAAAAGGAAGGUGCAAAAAGGUUUGGGCCCCAUGGGAUCCCUGUCACAGUGUUCCCUAAAAGGGAGUGUAAGGAUAAGCCUGAAGCUAUGCAGCUCCAAAGUAGUCCAUUCCAAGAAGGGGCAGAAGGCAAGCAAGAAGUGAAGGGUGCCGUUCCCCGAGCCCCGCCUCCGGAGCCGAGCCUGGCUGAAAGCCUGUGGACUUCCAAACCACCACCUCUCUUCCAUGAAGGUGCCCCUUACCCUCCUCCGUUGUUUAUCAGGGACACAUAUAACCAAUCGAUACCUCAGCCACCACCUCGGAAAAUUAAGCGACCCAAACGAAAAAUGUACCGGGAAGAACCCACUUCUAUAAUGAACGCUAUUAAACUACGCCCCAGGCAAGUGCUGUGCGACAAAUGUAAAAGCAGCGUUGUUGCUGAGAAAAAGGAAAUGAGGAAAGGUAGUAGUGCAAGUGACUCUUCAAAAUACGAAGAUAAAAAGAGGAGAAACGAAACUGUAACUACUGUGAACAAGAAACUUAAAACAGACCAUAAAGUGGACGGGAAGAACCCCACUGAAAGUCAGAAAAGAAGUGCUGUGGUGAAGGGUUCCAGCAUGGCGCACAGCAGAGGCCGAGUGGUGAAGGUUCCUGCUCAGGCCCACCCAUCCAAGGCUCACUUGAGUACGAAAAAGGUGCUGCAGAGCAAGAACAUGGACCACGCCAAAGUGUUGAGGAUUGCCAAAGACAAGGCACAAAGGAAGCCAAGCGAAACCUCCGCUUCCAAGAGUGCACAUUCAAAAGUCCAUCACACACGCCGCUAUCCGAAUCCCAGCUCCGGUUCCCUGCCGCCACGGGUUCGCUUAAAACCCCAGAGGUACAGGAAUGAAGAAAACGACUCUUCUCUGAAGACAGGACUUGAGAAAGUACGGAGUGGCAAGAUGGCACCCAAGCCCCAGUCUCGCUGCACCUCCACCCGCUCAGCAGGUCUCAACAAAUGGCAGCUAUUACAUCAGACAGUGACGAGUCCUGCUGCUCCCUUACAGUGUCUGACAGACCACUGUGGAUUCAGAUUGGGAGCAUUGAAGUUAACAGUGAAACGGGCAGGUCUGUCUGUUCUGAGCCCUGCCACAAAGUGAAGAGGGCUUCAUGUCAUCACGUGAUCAUCCCUGAAGUAGAUUAGGCUAGACUUAAACUGUCCAUUAGCCCUUCCCCCCUGGGUUCCUUUGACCUUGGGAGCUGGGUCAUGUAGGUGAUGGUUUUCAUGAGUGAAAAUACCUGGAUUGAUAUCACCUGCUCUGUAAGACCAUGACGUUUGACUUCACGUGAGCGUCAUGAAUUGAGACUGGCUUCUAGAUUGGUUCAAGUUGGGGGUUACAGAGCCUAAUUAUGUCAGAUAGCAACGAAGCCUCGAUUUAAAGGUAAAUACUGGAUCUCUCUUUUCACUCUCAGCCUUUCUUUAUCUCUCCCAUUACUUGUUAGAUGUAGUCAUUGCUCUGUACUGUUUGUGUAGGUAUGUAUAUAUGUGUGCGUUUGCAUACACACACAUAUAUAUGAAUGUAUACAGUAAAACCCACAAAAGCCGGAAACCGGGUAAACAAACCUGUCAAAGAGGAAAAUUCAGGUAUUUCCCACUAUAGUGAGCGAUAGGAAAGUAGUAAGACUGCACCUGUCCAAGGCAGAAGCCUUGUGAGAUUCCCCUAAAACAAGGACAUCCCCAGUGAGUUCCGGCUCUUAGGUUUCACUGUAUAUUUUUAGUGACCACUGUCAUUUACAUAAAGCAAGUCAAGCUCCAGCGACAAAGGAUAAUGCUGAAACGUUCUCUAUUCCUUUAAGCAUAUUGGUCAAUCUUUAUAUUGCUGAAAGGCUUUCCUUGGGCUCUGGUGUAGGAAAGGGUUAGGGGUUUUAUGCGGUGCCGCUUUAUAACUUAUAUGAAGUGGCUUCAGAAAGUCUGUGGGGAAAAUGGAAUGAAAUGAUCACGGAUUUUUCCACAGGCUUUUUGAAGCCUCUACAUAUCCAUUCUUUCAUUGCUUCUUUGGGUCAAGGCUAUCUAACUUUCUGGUGUUUGCACAGCUAAAAGAGCUGUAAUUAGGCUGCAUGCUUAAAUAUGAGCUAUACUUUGCAAGCUGGGUAGAGCAGCACAUUUUUGGACCAGGGGUUGAGGCUGGGAUGUUCUAUGUUGUGUACCAUGGCAGCUAUCCUGAAAGUGAUCUUGUGAGGGAAUUCUUAAGAAUCCUGACUGGCACAUUGGACUGUUGACCAUAAGGUCAGCAGUUCGAACCACCGGCUGCUCCCAGGGAGAAAGAUGAGGCUGUCUACUCCCAUGAAGAUUUACAGUCUUGGGAACCCACAGGGGCAGUUCUACUCUGUCCUUACAGGGUCCCUCUCCAUUGGCAGCUACUCGACAGCAAUGAGUUUGAUUGUUUUCUUAGGAAGAGUAUGCUCUGUUUGAGUCCUGGUCCUUCCUGCUUCCAUCUCUUCAACUGAGCAUGAAUGGGCUUCACCAAAUUGAAGCCAAAUAUUGAGUCAUACGUAGGAGGAAAUGGAAUUGCACGUCGGAUUAGCUGUUUACCUCCCCUCCUGCUCCUUUCAGCUAUGGAGCGGAGACAGUGACCACUGUUGUUUUGGCAGAGACCAGCUUCUGUGUGAGCCAUAGUCUAGUACUAUUAAAAUCGUUUUAGAAAUGCAAACGUAUGGUGCAAUGCCGACGGAUUUUUACUUUCUUCAGAGGCAAGGGCUGGGUUCACUUCCCUUUCUGGUGUGCACAGUACUCACGACGAGGUCACUUCCCGUUGCCCGAGAAAGCCCGUGUGAGAUGCUCUUGAGCUUGUGUGACUGACUGUGUGAGCACAGCACUGGGGCCAGCGAACACGAAAACAGCGCUCUGACCCCACUCUGAAAUGUUGGGAAAGAUCGGCUAGAAUGAGGGUGGCAUUCUGUGCUUAUUUUGUCUGGGGCUUUUCCACUGAAAAUCCAUCUUGUUGGUUUAUAAAUCCCAUUUGACGGGGGGAAAACCCCCCCCCCCUUUCGUUGCAUGGAUCACAUCUUGGGGAAUUUAAACUCUCAUUGAUACGUGGGCUCCCAGGUUGGAGAGGCAUCCUGGGGACCGCAGCUCUUCCACGGGGUGAUCUCCCACUUUGUGGUACCAGUGGGGGUGGGGGGGUGGGGUCGGCACUGUGGCACUUCUGGUCGAGUUACUUUGCAUUGCUUGUAAGUCUCGCCCUUUGGCUUCUUGCUGGUGGUCUGGUGCAGGUUGCUGCCUCGGCCAGUCUUCAGGCUUGCUGCUGUGAAGCUCACGGUGGCCAGUCUAGUCAGCCCAGUCAUGCGUUCUAGGAGAAAAACGGGGCCCAAAUGUGUUGGGGCUCAUGAAGCACCUGCACGGCCUGGUUCUUUGCACAUACCGUAGGCCAUGGGGUCUGCAGGGGCCGUUCACGGAGCCUGCUUCUGGGUAGACUGGCUGACUAGACUUUGGCCAGCCUGUGCCAAGAGAAGGCUGUGGGGGCUCACAGCAGUCUAUAGUUGCUCAGCGGACUCUGGAAGUUUUGUAUUUUUCCUUGAGAAAGGGCAACAGAAAAUCCAAACUUAAAAAUUCCCCUUUUACUAGGCAGAUAUUCAAGCCCUAGCAUUUGUCACCACACACUCCAGCGCAGGCUGAGGGGGUGGAGGUGACGAUCAGCCUUGGCGCUGGAAUUUGGCCAGACCGCAUUCUGCAGUGACACGGGUGCUUUGCUGGUGUACAGAGGCAGUGAGCAGAUGCUGUUCGAGUUUCGAUGCAAACAUGAGGUGCGAUGUCACAGUCUACCUCGGGCUGAAUUGAAAUGAGGAGAGGACUUCAUUUCCCCCAUCUAAUUUCUCGUGCUUAACCCCGUCGCCUUCCUUCUCUUUGCUGUCUUGCAGCACAAAGACAUUAGCAGGUUGCAGCCCCCAGCCCUGAGCCACAGCGCCCGAGGGAACCGCAGAGCUUCAGACUGCAGGACAGACACCGGGGACUCGCGCUUACGGCCGCUCCAAGAAGAGUGUGGCGGGCCGUGGUUCAAACCGACGUGCGCGGUUCCACAGAGCGAGGGGCACUCCCAAGCCGCGCUCCAUUAACCUGAAACAGCAUUUGGGGAAUGUUCUAGAAAACAACCAAACCGAGGCAAUAAGUUAUGCAUGAGAUAAGGUGAAAAGCAGUCCUCACUUGAAGUUUGCAUAUGAAGAACCACUGACAGAAUCUUCCUGUGAAUGUGAAGUUCUCAUCAGUACGUGUCAGGGGGGCCUAGAAGGCUUGGGAAGAUGGCAGAAAUGUUGACCUAUUUUUCAUACUUACACUUUGUACUUUCUCGAAGGUUUCUGUUAGUUCAGAUACGAGCAAAGCGAUUUCUAAAACGGCGCGUCUGUGAAACAGCAAUAUUCCUGCCUGCUGAGGUCAGCGCCCCCAUCAGGCGCCCACAGAAACUUGGGGCAAGGUGCACAAAAGGAUGGCCGAGCGCCCCCACCCACUCCCGCAGAGAAAAUUGGGGCAUUUUCUUUCUUUAAAUAAAGCAGUGCUGUAUUAUCUUGAA